Messenger RNA from Drosophila gunungcola (fruit fly), 4183 nucleotides. It is a transcript of the gene tara, whose product is annotated as probable serine/threonine-protein kinase yakA. Gene Ontology annotation, molecular function: transcription regulator activity. Lineage: Eukaryota; Metazoa; Arthropoda; Insecta; Diptera; Drosophilidae. The record is from RefSeq and is a predicted model, not a curated record. Gene Ontology annotation, cellular component: nucleus.
UACGAACUCUGCACUUCGCACAACAAGACGCCAAGCGACCAGCGACGACGACGCCAAAGGCGCUCGGCCAAAGCCACAGAGCCCGAGCAAAAACUACGUAAAUUUUCCACAGCCAUUUUCCCCAUUUUUCCCAGUCGAACAGCGGCAGCAAAAGCAUCGGACCAGCGGUCUGUGUGUGUGUGUGCCAGUGAGUGUGUGUUUUGUGUGUGCAAUAGUGAAUUGUUCUUGGACCGGCGAUCGAGUCGCCCAUCCCCCGCAAAACCCCGCAAAAAUGUGGAGCUGGGGCUGAAGCACACCGCCGAACCCAAAACAAACCAGCGACUCAGAAAAAGGCGCCAAAUUUAGAUUAACGCCAGCCGAGAUUACCUCCUCAUUACCCUGCAGGAAACCAUGAAAAUGUGGACCGAAUCCAAUGUGAAUUCCGCGAUGGGUCUUCAAGCAACAGCCGCUACCAAGCGGAAGCAUGAGCUGACCUUCGACAGCAAGGAUGCCAACACCACCUACACGGGCAACUGUGCCCCGCCCCCCGUCAAGGCCAACAAGUGGGCCAUCAGCAACAACAACUACCUGGAAUCGCUCGAGGAGCAACAGCAGCAGCAGCAGCAGCAGCAGCAGCAGCAACAGCAGCAACAGCAGCAACAGCAGCAACAGCAGCAACAAUCGACAACGGAGCCAGCUAUCGAGUCCAACAACAACCACAUUGUGUUGGAUGCAUCGAUGGAUGCGAUGAAGCCAACGGAGCCCAGUAUUAGCAAUGGUCAUGAAGUUACUACCCUGAAGAGUCAAGCGGAGGUGCCGCUGCCGCCGACGGCAAGUGCGGCGAUUCCGGAGGACAGCAUCGCGCGGCUGGAAGUGGUGGCCGCCUCUGCCGUGCCCUGUGAGCCCUGGACGGGCAAUGGGUCCACGACUCCAUCGGCGGUGGCCGGAACCGCCAACGGAUCCGCCAACGAACCCGUGGACUGCAUCUCCAAGCUGCAGGCCGUUGCCGUGCCCAGUGAUCCCUGGGGCAGCAUUGCCACCCGAUCCACGCUGGCCACCACUCUCCUCAGCGCCGAUGAGCUGGACGACGACGAUGAUGACUUCGAGGACGACUACGAGGAGGAGGAGAGCAUCAUCCCCACCUACUGUCCCAUGCGCUAUCAUCCCUUUGUGCCGCACCCGCACCCUCAUCCGCAUCAGCUGCCGCCCCAUCCCCACCAGCAGCAGCAGCAACAGCAGCAGCAGCAGCAGCAGCAGCUGUCCCAGCAGCAACCACAUCCCCAGCAGCAGCAGCAGCAGCAACAACUCGCCCAGCAACAGCAUCCGCAGCAGCAAAGGAGCUAUGCCCCGGGCUAUGGCAACAGGCAGCCCAACUACUACUCGGAGCCAUUCCCGCAGCAGAAUUGCUCGCGGACCGGAGGCCCACAGCACAUGACGCAGUCGCCGCCCACGCCGCAGCAGGCGCGUGGUUUUGCACCACCCCAGUGGGCGACGGCAGGCAGCAGUCCGGCCAAUCCCUCGUCGGUGGGAGUGGGAGUGGGAGUGGGUGUGGGAGUUGGCGCCCAGCAGUUCUACGAGGCGACCAACGGAGGAGCCUAUGCCCCGCCAGCGGCACCCCAGCAGACGAUACGUUGUGCGGAGAACGGCAAGUCCUAUAUGGAUCUGGGCUGCAGCAGUGGGGCAUCCGGUGGGGCCGGAGCUUCGCCCAUCAGUCCGCCGCCCUCGUCGGCGCCCGUCGUUCCGUUCGCCGGCCUGCCCCUGCAUGGCAUGCCCCUCAAGCGCUGCUGCGAUGGCCGUGCCGGUGGCUGGUGCAGUGCCAACAGGAGCUGCUACAAGGACACGCGGCUGAAGAUACGCAAUCUGUCCAUGUUCAAGCUCUCCCGCUUCCGGCAGGUGUCCGAGCAGUCGCUGUACCGCUCCGUGCUCAUCUGCAACACUUUGAAGCGGAUCGAUCGCGAGAUCGAGGCGGAGGCCAAGGAGUUGCACCAGGCGGCGCAGCAGCAUCACCAGCAGGCGGCGGCAGCAGCAGCUGCAGCAGCAGCGGCAGCAGCACAAGCGGCGCAAUACCACCCAGCCUACCAGCAGCAGCAACAGCAACAGCAGCAGCAGCAGCAAUCCCCGCCAGCGCCACUGCAUCCACAUCCCCAGCAGCAGCAGCAGCAACAGCAGCAGCAGCAGAUGGACUAUGCGCCCGUUUUGAACUGUGCCCGUUUGGCCAACAUGGACCACUACCAGCAACUGAGUUUCCAGCCCCAGCAGCAACAGCAACAGCAACAGCCACCCAGCCAAACGCAUGGCUACCAUGAGCGUUUGGAGAGCCAGCCCGCCUAUAGGGGCGUGGCAGCGGCAGCGGGAGCGGGCGGCUUCAGCACGCAGCCCAGCAACUGUGAUACAUCGGCGGGGGCAAGCAGCAAUGCCAGCGGCAACAGCAACAACUCCCCAGCGACAACAGCGACGGCAACGAACGGCAGCAGUAGUUUGCAUCCCUACGAUCACUAUCCCUUUCGGGAGCUGCAGUCGGGUCGAGCCACGCCCUUUCCCGCCUGCCCCACCACCACAGCAGCAGCGGCAGCAGCUUCGGCGGCAGCAGCAGCAGCAGCAAGCGGAGGAGUAGCAGCAGCAGCCAGCCUGAGCAAUAACAGCAACAUCAGCAGCAGUUCCCCCGCCAUCAGCAGCAGCAGCAGCAGUAAUAAUACCAAUUCCUCCUCGCCGGUGAUGAGCAGCAGCAGCAGCAGCAGCAAUGGGAACUCGUCGAGUGCCAGCAGUGCCAGCACUCCAGUUGCCCCUGCCGCCAGCAGCAAUAACUGCGAUACCAGUGAUUCGGGCUAUGCGGACGACGACUCCACGCGAUCCAUCAACUGGAGCUCGGUGCUCAGCCUGAGUUCACAAUCGGCACUGGAUCCGCUGAACAACAGCGAUCUGUUUAGCAUACUGCCGGCGGCGGCCACGCCCACAGCGGUGCCGGUUUCAGUGCCGACAGCAGCCAGCAGUUCCAGCUCAUCCACGGGAUCGACCCUGGCCUUCAGCGGCAGCUUUACCACCGUGCAGGCGAACAGCAGCGGCAGCAGCAGCAGUAGCAGCAGCAGCAGCAGCAGCAGCUCCACCACCGCCACCUUCACCACCCUGUCCACCAUCUCGUCGGCCACCCACUCGCUGACCUCGUCGUAUGUGAGCAGCAUCAGCUCGAAUGUGUCGGCGGGCGCCAACACCUGGGAGUACGGAUUCCUGGACAUGGAGUUCGGCCUGGGGUCGGAGUUCACCGAGCUGGUGCCCAGCUGCAAGCUCAGCUCCGAGGAUCUGUUCAAGAGCGGCCUGGGCGGCCAGGUGGUGGCCGCCUCCCGCCUGCACGACAACGAGCUGGAGCAGCCGGCCCACAUCAUGGUCGGCAGUUAGUAUCAGUUGUAGACGACGGAUCCUCAGCGGAGGGCGGCGUGCUGGUCGCGUCGCCUGCUGGCGCCCACUAGCAAUUCCAAGCAGUAUUGAGUCGACGAAACGAGGGAGGGAAACGGGGGAUCUUAAAUGCUAAUUAUGCUCAGGUUGUGAACGUGCAUGAAUGUAUAAACAUACAUACAUAUAUCCCUAAUCCUUGGUCCUAUUCCCCCACACAAGCAAUCGAGGACACACAAAUUAGUUGCAAUCGAUAAGGAAAUCCGUAACUUAGUGAGAGAUCGAAGAAAAGGCAGAACAAUGAUUAUGACAAAUGAGCAAGCAAAACUAUUAGAAAAUUUUUGUAAGUGUAAAUAUUGUUAGUCGUAAGGCAGAGCAGCGAACUCCUAGCCAAGUAAGUUUGAAACGGAAGCAAAACAAAAAUUCUAUAUUAGCGUAACUUUAGCUUUGUUAGUUGCAAUUUGUUAGUUGCAGUUUUUCGAUUCCACACCACACAACAACAGCGUCAAAAGAAACGAACAACAAACAACAUCAGUUUGGACAUUUUUCAAAACAACCAAAACCAGAUCAAUUAACAAAAUUUACGUUUUGGCCUAAAGACGAUGCAGCAUUUGGCGGCACAACAAAAUUGAUGAAAAAUCGAAAAACGUUUACUAUAUUACUAGCCAUAAGUAUUAUUAUUUAUAUACAAAAACCGCAAAACAACAAACAAACAAAAGAACAACUUAAAACAAAGUUUUAUUAAAGAAAAAACAAUGAAAGAAAAAACCAACAAAAAGAACAAAAAAAAAAAUUAAAAAUGCAAGCAAAUAUAAAG